CGAGCUAUUAAGUCAAUUUAAAGACCGAAAGGGGGAGUUCCUCGUCUCACCACUACCCGUCAGGUUCCCCUGCUGCGGGCCAGAGAGUGCUGAAAAUGAGCGGCAGAAAGAGUGGCGCUCCCUGGUUGUGGCUCGCCGUGUGCAUCGGGAGCGCGCUCGAGGCCGCGGCGCAGGGCUCGCGCGCGGCGUUGCGGAACGGCUCGGCUGCACUGGUGCCGGACUACAUGCUCAACCUGUACAGAACGCAGUCGCAGCUCGAGCGCGCGAGCGGCCACGGGAGCGCGUUGCGCGCGAGAAGACGCGCCAACACGGUCACCAGUUUCAUGGACCAGAGUGGAGAUGAGCCAUCAGCUGAAACCCACCAACAGUACAUAUUUGACCUUUCAGGUCUCUCAAGGACAGAAGAACUAGUGGAUUCUGAGCUGCGGGUGUUGCGGAAGCUGCCGCCUGACUUGGAGAAAUUACGAUCCUUUGCAGGAAACCUGUACCACCUACUUCUUUACAGCUGUUCCUCUCAGAGUUCAUCAGGCAAGCCUCUACUGCUUACUUCUAGGACAGUCAACAUUCUGGAUACCACCUCUACCACUUGGGAUGUGUUUAACAUUGAGACAACUCUGAAAGCCCACCAAAGGGUGCACAGGAAAACUCAAGACAGCAGAUACGUAUGUUUUAGAAUAGCUGUUAUUUCAGACUUAAUGAAUGAGGUUGUCUCCCCUUCUUUAUUUGGUUUGGGUUCAGAGGGGCUGCAGAGGAAUGAGAAAGCUUUGCUUGUAGUCUUUUCUCGCACACGUAGGAAAGAGAAUCUGUUCAGAGAGAUCCGCGAGAAGAUGAAAGCCAUGCACAUGUUUGAGUGGAACUCUGAGGGUCAUGGUAGACCCAGACGACGCCAGAAGAGGAGGACUGCCUUAGCAGGCCGCUCUGGCGGAGCAGGGACAGCGGGUGGAGGGGGAGCCAUUGGGGGAGUUGGAACGGGCGGAGGGGUCAAAGGAGGCGGCAGGCGGAAAACCCGCUGUAGUCGCAAACCGCUCCAUGUUAACUUUAAAGAGCUGGGAUGGGAUGAUUGGAUCAUUGCACCUCUGGACUAUGAUGCAUACCACUGCGAAGGUGCAUGUGACUUCCCGUUGCGCUCGCACCUCGAACCCACGAACCACGCCAUCAUCCAGACACUCAUGAACUCCAUGGAUCCAGAGUCAACCCCACCCAGCUGCUGUGUUCCUUCUAAGCUCAGCCCUAUCAGCAUUCUGUACAUUGACGCUGGAAAUAAUGUGGUGUACAAGCAGUAUGAGGAUAUGGUGGUGGAGAGCUGUGGCUGCAGGUAGCAGCAUGAAACUGGGCUGGAGUACAGCCCUUGAUUUGAAACCGACAAGGGAGCCCCAAUGCAGCACUACCAGCCUCACAGAAAUGUGCAUUAGUGCCAAAAUAUUUUUAGCAUGGAUAAAAGUGUGCACAUGCAUGUGAUGGAGUGGACUUGAGAGGUUAUGCUAACGGGUAUUUUGAACAGUGUCUCUCAAAUGGGCAGAAAACCCAAUGGGUAAAAAUGCAGCCCUUUUUGCAAGAUACUAAAUUUUCUAACGAAACAAACACCUCCUUGGUCAGGAAUAAAGUAAGACGAGAAAUUCCAGAAAUAACACUGCAUCCUGAUAACAUAAAUGGAAUGAUAGAGCACUCAAGUAUGCUCACAGUGACUGAGAAAAUGUUGAACUGUUCUAAAUUUCCCAAAUCUGUCAGAGAUUCCAUGCAAGUCUAAGAGUAAAAGUGCUUUGCCUGACAGUCAGCAUAAGCUGAAGAAAUCUUUCAAAAGAUUUUUUUAAUAGAAGGUUUUAAAAUAUAAAGAUGAGAAAGAAAAAAGUAACCUUAAUCAAUGGCAGCAGUGCUUGGAGGUUUUGACUCUUUCUGUAAGGUGUGUGUUAUUCCAGUUGGAGCUUGGGUUGUUUUUAUAAUCAAGAGACUCAUUGAGUGAUUCAUUGUGUAUGACAGCUCUGAAUUUUAUAUCAAGGUAACCCACACACAGCUGAUGCUCCCAAGAGGCGAAAUCUCACUUCCUUUUCUCAGAAUAACAGACAGUGUUUGACUGGCCCACAAAAGGAAACUCACAAACCAUACAUUGCUAAGAAUUUCAGUCAUUAUUUGUUUCACUCAAAAGGCUAAUCAUUUCACAUUGUUUAAGACUAGAUACAAUAAAUGUGUUAUUCAUGAUAUCCACAUGUGUAAGAGGUAAAUGACUUCACUGAAUCCCAGAACCUGGGAAAGACGUUAGAGAGCCAAAGGGAGCAUGAUUCUUGGCGUUGUGCACUUCUGUAUGACAACCCUCUUGUCAGGUCAAAAUGCAUGUGUAGGUCGGUUUGCUUUUCUUUGUCUCUGCUGUCCUUAUAUUCAUUUUUAUUUUAGAAUAAACAUCCUCAUCAUGUACAUUCUCCUGAAUGCAGCCUCACAUUGUACACCUACUAAGAGACAUCAGUGUUAACUAGGGGAGUCAUGGCAGGUGAUUCAAAAAUCUAAAUUUCAUACUCCCUCUUGUAUAAUACAGUCUUUUUUUAUUAAUAUACACACUAGAAUAUAGUGAUGCAUAAAAAAGAUUAAAACCGCAUAAACUGCAGUUUUUUAUUAUAAAUAUAUAGGCAGAAAAGCUAUAAGCAUUAAUCAACUUAUAGGAUAAGCAUAACACAGAAAGAUCACUCCUGCUUGGGUUCUGCCAUCAUUUAUUUGAGUAAAGGCAAUUUAUUUAGUAAAAAACAGUUUGCAGUUUGCCAGAGUAUUGUAAUGAUAAUGAAAGCAUUGUGAGCCUUAUAUACUUGUCUGAGUAUAUAUGAACAACCUCAAACUUGCCAUUUAAUUUUAAAAGUCUUAAAAAAAUUGACAUUAGAAUUUUCUCCUAAAUGCACAUAUGUUUAAGAUUCAAGAGUUUAUUGUCAUAUGUACAUUAAACAAUCUGUUACUCCAUACAAUCAAAUUCUUAGGCUGUAGAUCAUCCAAGCAGCCGAUGGCAUAAUUUAAGGGCAUAAGGAAUACAGACAAUUGCACAAGACAUGCAUUACAAAAGUUAUGAUGGUAAUAAUAAUAUACACCUGCAUUUACAUAUUCUCUUUUAAAAAUAGACUACAGCUGUAUGCUGCUUACUAAGUUAAAUACAGACUACAGUACAAGUACAGAAACCUUAACGAAAUAAUUCAAUAAACAAACAAAUAAAACAAAAAUAAAUAAAAGAACAACAUUAGUAAUAUUAAUAAUAAUUUUCACAUGAAAUGAUCGUCAUGAAGCAAUAGUACAAAUAUACAACUGAAUGUUUAGAGCUGUAAAACUGGUUCACUGUGUGUGCCUCUGUGUGUAAUGUAACUGUACAUUACAGUUUUGUUUAUCAAGUGCACUUUUUUCACAGCAAUCAAACAUCAUCGUUCAAUUUCCUUUUACCACAGUAUAUCAGCCUAUGACAAACUGAACCUUGUUCUUAGUUAUAUCUGAAAGUUAGGAUAAGAUAAAUGAUAAGAUAGGAUUGAAUUAAAAUUAGCAUUGGACUUAUGCGUUUUCCAUGUAAACAGAGUUAAACACGGGGCUGUCCCGAAGUUUUCCUGGUACAAUGUGCAUGCUGACUUAUUUCAGGAGCAAACUCAAAGCUGCAGGAGUUAUAUAUUUUUGUGCAUUUAACUUAAAAAAGCCUGUAGAGACAUUUUGAGGAGUAGGUAUUUCAGGCCGGCCAAGUGCUUUCAGACACUGAAUGUAAAUCCUACAGCAUUGCUAUGCUUUGACUGAGGGCUUUGGCAGCCUUGCUGUAUACAUCAACAUUAGACAAUGUUCACGUCGUAAGGAUUGGACAUCUGUUUUAUUUUACCAUCCUGUGUUUCUAGUGUGUUGGGUUUAAAAUAUGAGAUGGAAAGAAUAAAACAGUGUUUAUACUAAUUUGAAAAUACUAGCAUUAAUUUGAUGCAUUUAUCAUGUCCUCUCGAGUCCCUGCAUAUUUGUGAGCUGUAACGAAAUGUGUAAUGCAAAUGAUCGUUAUACAAUACUGAACAGAACUGCAGUGUAUGUCCUUUUGACUGACUACAAAUAUCUUAAAUGAAGAAACCAUAUUGGAGUAUUGUCAUUGCACUAUGUGCGAGAUUUUGUGUAACAUAAAAGGGAUUGUACAUAAUUAAGCUAUAAAUUAUCUGUAAACUGCUAUGCAUUUUUUAUCUUUUGGAAAUAUUGUUUAGUAUAUAUAUAUACAUAUAAAUAUCAAUCCAACCCCAAAAAUUAAGCACAUAUUGUAGCCUUUUCCUGUCUUUCACCUUUUUGUUACUAUGCCAUUUCUGUACAGACAACUAUUAAAGCAAAGAGUUUAUUAA
This is a messenger RNA of Silurus meridionalis, 4319 nucleotides long. RefSeq names its product growth differentiation factor 7 (gene gdf7). Gene Ontology annotation, cellular component: extracellular region. The coding region runs from base 96 to 1319 and encodes 407 amino acids. Lineage: Eukaryota; Metazoa; Chordata; Actinopteri; Siluriformes; Siluridae. The record is from RefSeq and is a predicted model, not a curated record. Gene Ontology annotation, molecular function: cytokine activity; growth factor activity. Gene Ontology annotation, biological process: BMP signaling pathway; SMAD protein signal transduction. The transcript is spliced from 2 exons.